GCUGGCAGCCCGCGAUGACUGCGCCGAUGCCGCCGCCCGGCGCGCCGCUGCCGGCCUUCGCGCGGGCGCUGGCCGACAUCCUCGUCGCGCUCUCCGGCGCCCGCGCCCUCCCCAAGGGGCAGCAGCUCCACGGCCACCUCCUUAAGGCCGGCCACCUCCCCGCCACCGCUUCCACCCACACGCUGUUCGGGCACCACCUCAUCACCUUGUACGCGCGCUGCGCGCUCCCGGACCUCUCCCACCGCGCCUUCCUCGACCUCCCCUCGCGGCCCUCCCCAGCGGCGUGGUCAUCCCUCAUCUCCUCCUUCUCCCAGAACGGCCUCCCCGCGUCCGCCUUCGACGCGUUCCGCCGCAUGCUCGCGGCGGGCGUCCCCGCCACCGACCGCAACAUCCCCUCGGCCGCGAAGGCCAUCGCCGCCGCCAAGACCUCGUCGCGCCCGACGCUUGCCCCUCACGCGCUCCACGGUCUCGCCGCCAAGACGCCAUUCGCAGGCGACGUGUUUGUUGGAUCGGCGGUUAUCGAUAUGUAUGCAAAGUGCGGGCAUCUUGCAGACGCCCGCCGGCUAUUCGAUGAAAUGCCGGAGCGGAAUGUUGUCUCUUGGUCCGCACUCAUAUGUGGGUAUGCUGAUGCUGGGAUGCACCCUGAAGCAUUGGGAAUCUUCCGCUUGGCACUUGAGGAGGCUGUUGUGGUGAAUGACUUCACAGUUUCGUCCAUCAUCCGUGUAUGUGCUGCAGCAACACUCUUUGAGCUUGGAGCCCAGGUGCAUGCCAGGGCUAUAAAGACAUGGCUUGAUGUGUCACCCUUUGUGGGUAGCUCGCUCGUUUCGCUUUACUCAAAGUGUGGGCUCGUGGAGUGUGCUUACCGGGUGUUUAGUGAAGUGCCUGAGAAGAACCUUGGAAUUUGGAAUGCAGUGCUAAUUGCAUCUGCUCAGCAUGGGCAUACAUCAGCCGCAUUUGAGAGGUUUAUGGAGAUGCAGAGCGCUGGGUUCCAGCCCAACCACAUUACCUUCCUGUGCUUGCUCACUGCUUGUAGCCAUGCUGGUUUUGUUGAUGAAGGGAAGAGAUAUUUCACCCUUAUGAAAGAGUACGGCAUUGAACCGCAGUCUGAACACUAUGCGGCAAUGGUUGACCUACUUGGUCGUGUAGGACGUAUAAAAGAAGCAUUUGACCUUAUUGAUUCCAUGCCUAUGGAGCCACCUGAGUCUGUUUGGGGUGCACUCCUUAUGGCAUGCCGUAUGUACAAGGAUGCUGAUACUGCAGCAAUUGCAGCACAGAGGCUGUUCCAAACUGGGUCUCGCAGCUCUGGUGCACAUAUGCUCUUGUCAAGUACAUACGCAGCUGCAGGAAGGCAUGCUGAUGCAGCACUUGCUAGGAAAGCUAUGCGUGAUGCAGGUAUACAGAAAGAAACUGGACUUAGCUGGCUGGAGGCUGCAGGGAAGGUGCAUACCUUUGUGUCGAACUGCAGGAGACACCAAAGAAGUGAGGAAAUUUACCGGGUGCUUGAGAAAGUUAGUGAGAAGAUGGAGGCAGCUGGUUAUGUGGCAGAUACUAGUGCAGUGGUUAAGGAUGUGGAUGGGGAUGAGAAGAAAGCAACAGUGAGGUAUCACAGCGAAAGACUAGCAAUUGGGUUAGGUCUUUUAAUUGUUCCAGAAGGUGUGCCAAUCCGAGUUAUGAAGAAUCUGCGUGUGUGUGAUGAUUGCCACAAUGCAAUUAAGUAUCUAACUAAGCCCUGUUUAGAUCUUUACAGGCUUAAGGAAUGUGUCUUAUUAUGUUUGAAAUUGUAUUUGACAAAUUUCUCGGCAAUGACCCCCGGCGGCGACAUGGCCGGGCGGUGGAGGGAGCUGCACGGCAGCGGGCACUGGGAGGGCCUGCUGGAGCCGCUGGACGUCGGCCUCCGGCGCCGCCUCAUCGCCUACGGCGAGAUGAUCAUGGCCACGUACGAGGCGUUCAUCGGCGAGGGGCGGUCCCCGAACGCCGGGAUGUGCCGGUACCGCCGCGCCGACCUGUUCCGGCGCGUGGACGUGUCCCACCCGGGGUGGUACGCGGCCACGCGGUACGUCUACGCCACGGCCAGCGCCGAGGUGCGCGGCAAGGUGCUGCUCCGCCCGCUCUGCCGCCGGGGCCGCGCCAGGGAGUGCAACUGGAUGGGGUACGUGGCCGUGGCCACGGACGAGGGCGCCGCCGCGCUCGGCCGCAGGGACAUCGUCGUGGCGUGGCGCGGCACGCAGCGCGCGCUCGAGUGGGUGGCCGACCUCAAGCUCGCGCUCGCCUCCGCGGCGGGGAUCCUCGGGCCCGAGGGCGCCGAUGGAUCCGACCCGUCGGUGCACCGCGGGUACCUGUCGCUGUACAUGUCGGCGGACGAGGGCUCCAAUCUGAGCAAACAGAGCGCCAGGAUGCAGGUGUUAACAGAGAUCGCAAGGCUGAUGGACAGAUACAAGGACGAGGAGACGAGCAUCACCGUCGUCGGCCACAGCCUGGGCGCGACCCUGGCCACGCUCAACGCCGCCGACAUCGUCGCCAACGCCUACAACAAGUCCCCGGGCUUCGACGGCAGCCGCCGCGCCCCGGUCACCGCCGUGGUGUUCGGCAGCCCGCGCACGGGGGACCGCGACUUCCGGGACGUCUUCCACCGCCUCCCUGACCUCCGGAUGCUCCGCGUCCGGAACAAGCCCGACCGCAUCCCGCACUACCCGCCCGUGGGCUACGCCGACGUGGGCGUGGAGCUGCUCAUCGACACGCGCCGGUCGCCGUUCCUCAAGCCCCACGGCAACGAGUCGCAGUCGCACGACCUCGAGGUGCACCUGCACGGCAUCGCCGGGUGGCAGGGCGAACGCGGCGGCUUCGAGCUGGUGGUGGACCGGGACGUCGCGCUGGUGAACAAGUUCGACGACUGCCUCGCCGACGAGUACCCCGUGCCCGUGGGCUGGAAGGUGCACCACAACAAGAACAUGGUGAAGGGGCCCGACGGAAGGUGGGUCUUGGAGGACCAUGAGCCUGACUACGACGACGAGGAGGAGGAUGACAACAUCAACCUGUAGAAACAAAAAUGAUUUGGACGUCGUCCAGACCCGCCACGCCAUGCCAGCGAAUUGUGUUUUGGGUUGCUGCGCAUCUUGCCCUGAUGUUUUCAACAUAUAUAUAAAGGCCUCGAAAAUGCUUUUUUGCAUACUGUUAUGGUAAAUAAACAUAGUGUUCACAUUCAUUUGGCAGUUCAGUUUUGGGAUCUGUGCUGCAUUUGUGAUCAGAUUGGUAAGACCAUAGCUGAGGUUUGGGAUGGCCGAGAGGUGAAGUUAACUUUUGGAAGAACUUUUAGCCCCAGAAUGAUGGAAAGAUGGUUUGAAUUAUCUGAAGUAGUUGUUGUAGAGUAAAAGUGAGGAGAGAAUGAAAUGAAGUGAAUCCUUGUGUUCCCAUUGAUUGAUU
This is a messenger RNA of Panicum virgatum (switchgrass), 3420 nucleotides long. Its product is annotated as putative pentatricopeptide repeat-containing protein At5g52630. The transcript has 5 exons. The coding region runs from base 15 to 3038 and encodes 1007 amino acids. Gene Ontology annotation, biological process: lipid metabolic process; RNA modification. NCBI's taxonomy places the organism in Eukaryota, Viridiplantae, Streptophyta, Magnoliopsida, Poales, Poaceae. The record is from RefSeq and is a predicted model, not a curated record. Gene Ontology annotation, molecular function: zinc ion binding; RNA binding; protein binding.